Messenger RNA from Necator americanus (New World hookworm), 774 nucleotides. RefSeq lists its product as uncharacterized. The record is from RefSeq and is a predicted model, not a curated record. The transcript has 6 exons. Bases 1 to 774 code for a protein of 257 amino acids. NCBI's taxonomy places the organism in Eukaryota, Metazoa, Nematoda, Chromadorea, Rhabditida, Ancylostomatidae.
AUGGCAUCAAGCCGAUGUUUCGAGUUCGCUCAUAAAAGUGCUGUCAUAUUCCAAGCGCAUUUCAAUGGCUUCGUCUAUGAAAUGUCCAUGGGAACACCAAUGAAUGGAUCAGAGAAGAAAAAGAACAGAUGUCUUGGCGGAUCGAUGAAUUUAAAUGCUGGGAUGCGCAUCGUCGUUUCCAUCGGGACUUUGGUGAUCCUAGCUCUGGUCGCUGCACUGUAUAUGAAGUUCAAGAAAGCGCUGUUCAUACUGCUCAUACCGACCGCAGUUACGGUGAUGACAGUGGUGGCGAUUCUUACGAGAAGACAUCGUUUUGUUUGGCCGAUCAUCGCCACAUCGAUGUUCCACGUGAUUCUUGCAUGUUAUGCACUGCUGAUCUUCUCCUUCUACUUCUUCUUCAAACCGUUUUACAUCAUCAUGGUGCUUAACUGGGCAUUCGACACUUUGCACACGGACAAGACAGACUCGUACUACGUUCAAUGUACAGCGAUUUUUGUCGGAUUGACAUCGUUCCUAGCCUACAACUGCUGGCAAGCCGUUAUCUCAUUGUCCUACUUGGAGCAUCUACAAAUGAUACAGAUACGAUCUCUUGUUGUAAUUACUCUGUCACGCGAACAUAAGAACUUAAUCGAUUUCUUUGUUCAUCAUCGACCUCACCAACUACAUACUUUAACGACAAAAGAAAGGCUCAACAAAACAAAUGGGAGUAAAAAGUAUCAAUCAAUCAAUGUUAUCAUACCAUAUAACAAAACAUCAUCACAAAUGUACACAUAG